AGAGUUGAGAACUCUACACGAGGACAACCACAAGUCUGCUUCUUUUUCACAUGGAACAAAGGCAUUAGGAGCAAGCAAAUUGGCCCAUUUUCUAUGUCAGACCUAUCCGUUGCUUCUGUGCAGGACUCUACAUGGACUGGAUUAAGGAGGAAGGGUACCACUUUUCACGGGGCUCGGAGAAAGUGCAAAGAGCCAGGUCCGCUCUGGAUUGGAUCCAGGGUAAUUGGAUACCAAGACCAGGAAAUAUCAUUAGUCCUGGUCCUGGCAUAGGACACGAGGAGGGAGAGGAAGCUGAGUCAGGCUCUGGGUUUGAGAUGGUCUAUGGUGAUGCUGAGUGGACAGAGGGAGAAGCAAUGCUGAGUGCCAUCUGGCAAACAGAGGGACUGCAGACUGUGGGCAUCGUGGUGUUGGUGUUUGCUUCCAUCAAACUACUGCAUGUUAUGGGGUUCAUCAGUUUCUCAGAGGACAGCGUUGAAGAUGAGCUGGAGCUCACUACAGCCCGCCAUCGCCCAGAGGGAUUGGAACAGCUAGAGGCUCAGACUCAAUUCUCACGAAAGGAGCUACAGAUCCUCUAUCGCGGCUUCAAGAAUGAGUGCCCCAGUGGAGUGGUCAAUGAAGAUACAUUCAAAGACAUCUAUGCUCAAUUCUUCCCACAAGGAGAUGCUUCCACAUAUGCACAUUUCCUCUUCAGUGCUUUUGACACCCACCACAACGGCUCCGUCAGUUUUGAGGACUUUGUAUUGGGCCUCUCCAUCCUCUUGCGGGGAAGCAUCCAAGAGAAAUUGAAUUGGGCUUUCAACCUUUAUGACAUUAACAAAGAUGGCUAUAUCACAAAAGAGGAAAUGCUCGACAUCAUGAAGGCCAUUUAUGACAUGAUGGGCAAAUGCACACAUCCUGUUCUCAAAGAAGAGACCCCACGCCAGCACGUCGAGAUCUUCUUUCAGAAGAUGGACAAGAACGAAGAUGGUGUUGUUACGAUGGAUGAGUUCAUUGACAGCUGCCAAAAUGAUGAAAACAUCAUGAGAUCAAUGCACCUCUUCGACAACGUUCUCUAACUUUCAGCUGACUGUGGAGGCUAAUUUUCGAAUCCAAAUGUGUAUUGUGUGCUUUGCAGCUAGUGAAGUGUUUUCUGGACCACCUCGACAAGGGGUGCGGUGAUGUGAUGUGAACACACUGGAAUCACUCAUUAUAUAUGCCAUUUGGUCUCUCCAAAGAAAUAAAACGUUUUUUGAAAAGCUAAGUUUUGAAUGAUGGCUCUGCUUCUUUCUGCAGCUUCUUAGCUUGGCACUAAACACAUUCUUUCUUCAUUGGUUCUCUUUGUAGUUUCACUGCUCUUUUUGUGUGUGCGCAUGGUCAGAGCUGAGCGUCAAUUUCUUUCCUUUCUUUUCAUCCCUAUGCACAAGUACAAACUGAGUAAUAUAAUACUUUGAGUGGGAGUGUUCAUACACUCACAAUAAGCACAUUUCUCUGCAUGGCACGGCUGAUUCACAAGGGCCUGUGACCUGCACGCCUUGUUGCCUGUGGCCACUAGAGGGAGCAACAGAUGGCCUGAUUCCAGUGUGUUCGCAUGCAGAUUUAAGUGAUAGAUGGUGGUUGGUGGGUUCUAUUUAAAGAAAAGUAGAUUAGGAUUAAGAUUGCACUGCAUUGUUUUAUUUAGUGUCUAUUAGAUUAGCAUAGAACUCUUGCUGACAUUUACUUCAACUGACUCAACAGGACCAUGACCCUGACGGUUUGCUACCAAGGCACACACACUUGCCUCUGUUGUCUUGUCACUGUACUCAAGAUGCAGUUUCGGCUCAAUGUUAUUUAAGUCGAGAUGAAUCAUUUUCCUUCUGAAAACCAUGUUCUGAUUAUUUAUGGUAAUUGUGCAGAUUCUCAGUCCCACACCAUCCAUGAGGCAUGCAACACCCUCUUUGACUUCAGCCAUCACACACAAGUUUUCAGGUGCUCAGUUAAUCCCGAACAACUGGUACUCUCCUGAGGGUGUUAUGAACGUGGUGUAUUAAGCUGAUUCUUCCGUUAAUUGUAAAUUAUUUUCCUCAAAUUUUCUAGUGGUGGGGUUUCUGGGCAAAUCCACAGACGACUGAUGACAUCUGAUCGGUUUAUUUUUUACCUAAAAUAAAAAAGCAGUGUAAUAUUUAUAAAUGAUCAUAUGAUUUGACUUGUUUUAUGACAGGCACUUUGCAGCAGAACA
This is a messenger RNA of Synchiropus splendidus (mandarinfish), 2194 nucleotides long. Its product is annotated as Kv channel-interacting protein 4-like. The transcript has 8 exons. Gene Ontology annotation, molecular function: calcium ion binding; potassium channel regulator activity. Bases 132 to 1055 code for a protein of 307 amino acids. Gene Ontology annotation, biological process: regulation of potassium ion transmembrane transport. NCBI's taxonomy places the organism in Eukaryota, Metazoa, Chordata, Actinopteri, Syngnathiformes, Callionymidae. The record is from RefSeq and is a predicted model, not a curated record. Gene Ontology annotation, cellular component: voltage-gated potassium channel complex.